Messenger RNA from Notodromas monacha, 418 nucleotides. The record is from the annotation of a GenBank genome assembly. Lineage: Eukaryota; Metazoa; Arthropoda; Ostracoda; Podocopida; Cyprididae.
UUUAUUCGACAGAAAUGAGUACAUGCAGUACUAAGCAAGGUUUUGAAUUCGAAGAGGUAAAUAUUAAGUCUUGUAGUUCAAUUCUGAAUCCAGGCAGAGAAUGGGAACGCUUUUUUUCUUACAUGCAACAGUGUGGUUAUCCGUGUCAACCGGCGAAUCGACGACGGGAAGGUGGAAACGCGUGACACAGCCGAUCACAUCGCUUCGGCAGGCUUCGGAUUGCCGUGGACGAAUCGAUGGAUGGGAUUUUCCGUGUCGGAGUGGCUACCCUGGUCUGCCUUGCAGGGAUCAGGGUGUUAGGAGAAGGGCCGUGUAUUCCUCCGAAAUUACCGCAAGAUCGUUUUUGCAAGAAAAGGUUUUGAAAAUUGGGGCGCCGAACGAGAAUCGAGCACCCCGGCCUUUGCGUCCCUGGCAGUGA